AUGGUUACUUCAGAAUCGGAACACCGCCCAUUGAACGUUCUCAUAUCCGGAGCGGGCAUUGGUGGUCUUGCAGCGGCAGCAGCGUUGAGGCAAGCUGGGCAUCUCGUACAGGUAUUCGAGCGUUCAAGCUUCAAGAACGAGUACGGGGCUGCCGUCAGCAUCUCUCCCAACGCCAAUGGCAUUCUGCGUGAGCUAGGAUUGGCCCUUGAAGAUGUCGGCGGCGUGUACGCCGCAAAGAUCAAUGAAUACGGUGCCGACGGAGCACUUUACCGCACCACCGAUGCAGCAGGAUUAGCACAGAGAUACAAAUAUCCCUGGCAAUACGUCCACCGCGUCGAUCUCCACAGCGGUCUGAAAGACAUCGCCACCUCCCCCACCGGCACCGGCACCCCCGUCACCAUCCACCUCGGCCACCGCGUCUCCUCCGUCGAUAACGACACCGCCACCCUCACACUCGAGAACGGCGACCGUAUCCACGGCGACCUCGUCAUCGCCGCCGACGGAGUCAACUCUGCCCUCCGCGACAACGUAGACCACAGCGGCAUCCACCCCUCCCCCUUCGGCCUCUCCAGCUACCGCUUCCUCAUCCCCGCCGACAUCCUCUACGCCGACCCCCAAACCCGCCGCUUCAUCGAGACCGGCGAGUUCGAGCUCUGGAGCGGCGGCAACAACAAGCUAGUCCUGUACCCGUGCCGCGACGGCAACGUGCUCAACUGCGCCUUCCUCAUCACCGACGACAACCCACAGGAAAACAAGAAAGAAAUGACCCCCGAAGCCAUGAAGCAGAUAGUGCUCGACAUCGUCAAAGACUGGCACCCGGACAUCACCGCCCUAAUCAACAAAGUCGACCCCUCGGCCAUGGGCUACUGGCCCCUCUACGACAUGCCCACCCUACACACGUGGAUCAGCGGCCGCACCGCCCUUCUCGGCGACGCCGCCCACCCCUUCCUGCCCUUCCAAGGCCAAGGCGCCGCCCAAGCAAUCGAAGACGCCAUCGCGCUCGCCGCCCUCUUGCCCCUCCCGCAGACCUCCCCCACCGACGUCCCAGAGCGCCUACGGCUAUACCAGCAGGCGCGCUUCGAGCGCGUGGGGCUGAUCCAGCAGCACUCGCGCGAAGUCGGCAGGGAGGACCAGGAGGUGACGAGGACGAAUAACGGCACGGCGUUCCUGUACAUGGACUACAAUUUUGGGCAUGAUGCGCGGGCGCAUGCGGCGGGGCUGCUGGCGGCGAAUGCGGGUGCGCAGAUGCAGAGUGUUUGUUAG
This is a messenger RNA of Morchella sextelata, 1263 nucleotides long. RefSeq lists its product as uncharacterized. The transcript has 8 exons. Gene Ontology annotation, molecular function: monooxygenase activity; FAD binding. Lineage: Eukaryota; Fungi; Ascomycota; Pezizomycetes; Pezizales; Morchellaceae. The coding region runs from base 1 to 1263 and encodes 420 amino acids. The record is from RefSeq and is a predicted model, not a curated record.